Messenger RNA from Stegastes partitus (bicolor damselfish), 1017 nucleotides. RefSeq names its product BUD31 homolog (gene bud31). The transcript is spliced from 4 exons. Gene Ontology annotation, biological process: mRNA splicing, via spliceosome. Gene Ontology annotation, cellular component: nucleus; spliceosomal complex. The record is from RefSeq and is a predicted model, not a curated record. Lineage: Eukaryota; Metazoa; Chordata; Actinopteri; Pomacentridae. Bases 95 to 529 code for a protein of 144 amino acids.
CGUUUAAUUGGCGCGACUGAGUCGAGUGCGAACGCUAUAUCGAACACUUGAGUUGGAGCAAUUUUUUUUUGUAUUUUGUACAAAACAAAGCAAGAUGCCUAAAGUAAAGAGGAGUCGAAAGCCUCCCCCAGACGGAUGGGAGCUCAUCGAGCCCACUUUGGACGAGCUGGAUCAGAAAAUGAGAGAAGCUGAAACAGAGCCUCAUGAGGGAAAGCGAAAGGUGGAGUCCCUUUGGCCGAUCUUCAGACUGCAUCAUCAGCGGAGUCGAUACAUCUACGACCUUUUCUACAAACGGAAAGCCAUCAGCAGAGAGCUGUAUGAGUACUGUAUAAAAGAAGGUUAUGCAGACAAGAACCUGAUUGCCAAGUGGAAGAAGCAGGGCUACGAGAACCUUUGCUGCCUGCGUUGCAUCCAGACACGAGACACCAACUUUGGAACCAACUGCAUCUGCAGAGUGCCCAAGAGCAAGCUCGAAGUCGGACGGAUCAUCGAGUGCACCCACUGUGGAUGCAGAGGAUGUUCCGGCUAAGUUGCAGUUUUUGGACUUGCAUAUAAUUCUGUGUCGGACAUCGCGGGCUUCAUUCUCACAACCCAGAGGCAGCAUCGCCCUUAUUUCAGUCAGCUGCAUCAGAACCAGUCGCUCAUCUUCGUCCUCGGCUGCCCUCGUAGGGGAUCAUUAUGUGGUAUUCUUCUAUUUUUAAACACGGGGGAGCAAUAGAGAAUACACUGAAGGGGCCAUAUUGUCUUAAUUACAUUAGUAGUUCAGUCUUCUUUUUAUACCCAACUAAAGCCCUGAAGUCCUAAACUUUAACGUAGGCGGUUCAUAUUAGUUGUUUCUGGAUCAGGCCCGUCAUUCCAGGUAGUCACGCCCACUGUGGAGGUCAUUUCUAGUGUUUAUUUCACCUGAAGAGGGCUUGGAAGGUUUUUUUUGUUUGACAUGUCAUUGCUUUAAAUCUUAAAACUUUUACUUCAUCUUGUUAUUGUGGUAUAAUUUUAAAUAAAACAUUUCAGAUUCAU